UGCAGAGAAGCUGCAGAUAAUAAUGCGGCGGUGUUGUGGGACCAAUAGACCUUCGCUGGCACAUACGAGAUACAGGAGUUGUUCGGCUGCGGCGGAGCCGAAGAAUAACUUAGAUACAGUCCACAGAGAUGACCAUUUUCAAGUCCAGACUAGAAUAUGUGCACCGCAUUCUGCAUCAUGCUCAGAGUGCAACAGAGUAUGCGCUGGUGUAGCACACGAAAAGAUUUUACUUCUGUGGGAUGUGGUCGUCAGCUGCCCUCAAACAUGUUCGGGGCUUUCGGAGUAAAGGAGACCGCCGUGCCCGCGCCUUUCACUGCGCUUCCGAACUACCUGUCCCAUCCGUCGACCACUGCGGGGCUACUUUAUCAGACACUUCUUCGUGAUUCAUGUUCGUCCCAAGUCAAGCAGUGCCUGAUUGAUAGGGAACCAGAGCACCCACUUCUCCGUCUUUACCGUACUAUCUGUCCCAAGGCGAUCGGUACAGGAGACACGCCAACACAUGCGCCACUCCGCAGUGCCUCGUGAAUGAAGUCGGAAGGAAGCUUGGCUUUACCCUGCAACAAUUCUGUGUAGCUAUGUGUGCUUCUACAUGACGGCUAUCGUUGUAGAAGAGCAAGGGCGUAACAACGAACAAAAUGCCGCAGAACUCGACGAUCACCUCUGCCGUUUUCUUUUGCCCGUGGUGGCGAGGCUGCAAGAAAAAGAGGGACGAGCGUUAGUACGAUAGAGACAUGCGCAGUUCAAGCAAUCGAUAACGAGUAGCCGCACGUUGCCUUGCCAUGCUUGCACUUCACUGAAACUUUGCGAGUGUUUUUGUAGAUAAUGUAUUCCGGCAGAGAUGCGACCAACCACCUAAAGUGAUGUUCAUCUCUCAGGGGAGCGCGUCACGCUUCACUACGGCUCAGCAACUGCUUGCCAUUGACGCGUGCCCCCUCUUCGGACUGUGAUCUCAAACCACUCUUUCUUCGUGGACGGUGGGUUCUGGUAUUUUCCUCCGACUUUUUGCUUGCACUUGAUGGCAUUUUCCAGAGCGGCUCUAAUUGCAAAGAACACCAAGGGAAGCGCACGCAUGGCGAAGACCUCGAUGGAACAGUUUCUGGUUUUACUUUUCAAUACGUGCACUCGAAACCGCUGCCGUGUGUGGCAGACCCAUUGUUUGGAAUCAUCAAACAAUCGCCGUUCUUGCGCGCAGAUAGCAUUCGCGUUCGUGAAAGUAUAGUUUCACUUUCUCUUGCAGAUUCUCAUCGGCUCUGCACUUUGGUGCACAAAGAAGAGCUGAUUUGUUUAUCUCGGAACAGCCGUUUGACGGGUUAAGUACUAUGCGCUUAUUUUGCAGCCCGCCUUGUAUCGUACCACGACCCCAGACAAAGUUGUGCUCAUCCCAUGCCGGUCCCCGCGCCACUUCGAGUAGAAGAGCACCCAGCGCAGCUGAAUUCGCGUGGCCACCACUGUCAAGCUUGGUGUGGCAGGUGCUUGCAGCAUUUUUAAUUCAUUCAAACGGGGUAUUCACUGCACUAUAUCAUAUGCGUUGCCGCUAUGAAAGGGACCAGUCAUAUAUGUGGAUGCGAUUUCUCAACAACCCAGCCAUGAAUAAAUUACUGGCAUCACAACCAGCAAGCCGGUGUGCAGUCCCUCGUGCAUGAAGGGUCUCUGCCCUAGAUACCGGGACAACGUGACAUUCACAUCAGCAUCUGUUAAAAGGAAAUUUCAGGUCGUUCAGCUAUUGUGAAGCAGUUUUCCUGUGGUGCAAGCAGCCCGACUUCCAGUGAUUUCACUCCACAGUGCCGUGCCAGCGCGCACAACUCGGCUCUAGGGGGGGAUACUGUGAAGGGUACGGCUAGGCAACCAAGGAACUGCGCGAGUUUUCCUUCCGUCGUCCUCCACGUGACAGUCUUCACAGUGCCUGAUAUGAAGCGCCAGCCCUACCUGAAAACUUCGUCGAGUCUGUUUCGGGGGUUUUAGCUAUUCCGCAACAGCUGAAGUGCAAAUGCACCGUGUGAUCCGAGCGCUCGGCAAAGUUUAUCGUCGCGUUUCUGUGCGUACACUCUGGCAGCAUUCUCCAGAAAUUGAAGACGCGCUGGCUUGGGCGAGUCUCCAGUUGAUUGAGAUAAAUGAGUGCAGCAAACCGGAUUGCCUGUGCAAAGACAAUUUCAUAACAGAUACG
Toxoplasma gondii ME49 is the source of this 2164-nucleotide messenger RNA. RefSeq lists its product as hypothetical. The transcript is spliced from 2 exons. NCBI's taxonomy places the organism in Eukaryota, Apicomplexa, Conoidasida, Eucoccidiorida, Sarcocystidae. Bases 157 to 525 code for a protein of 122 amino acids. The record is from RefSeq and is a predicted model, not a curated record.